GAGGGGCCAAGGUUGCCGGAAGCUGCCUGAAGCUGGACAGAGCUGGUUCCUGGACAGAGCUGGUUCCCGGGCAGGCUGGAGGGCAGGAGCUGGGGCCACGUUGGUCUGAGAUAGUUGGGCAGGGAGGUAAGAGGUCUGGGGCCAGCUGGGGCCCCUGGAGCUCAGUGUGUGUGUGAAUGAGAGGCUGCAGGAGUUUGGGAGGCUUUGGGCAAAGUCCAAGCUGAGCAGGUGGGAGUGAGAGGGGCUGAGCGUGGUCUAGGCCCUCCUGGGAAUGUCGAUUGAAUUCAGGGUGCUCUGCUGAAGAAAGCGUUGUGCUGGGGACCCUGAGGGGUGAGAGCAGGUUCUGCCUGCCAGAGGGGCAGGGCUGGGCAUUCUACCAGCCAAGGGGCCAGCCCGAGGUGUCCCAGCCCUGGCACCAGGGAUUUGGCUGUGGAGUGCCACCAAGGUGGCCUCUGGGGAAAGACUUCGGGGACAAGGGAGGUAGACAGCAUUGGUGGUCCUUACCUCAACUCAUAGACGUGACAGGCUAUCUACCUGGUCUCCAGAAUGGAUGGCCCUGUGGCGGAGCGUGCCAAGCAGGAGCCCUUCCACGUGGUCACACCUCUGUUGGAGAGCUGGGCACUGUCCCAGGUGGCUGGCAUGCCUAUCUUCCUCAAGUGUGAGAAUGUGCAGCCCAGUGGCUCCUUCAAGAUUCGGGGCAUCGGGCAUUUCUGCCAGGAGAUGGCCAAGAAGGGAUGCAGACACCUGGUGUGCUCCUCAGGAGGUAAUGCAGGCAUCGCUGCUGCCUAUGCUGCUAGGAAGCUGGGCAUCCCUGCCACCGUCGUGCUCCCUGAGAGCACCUCCCUGCAAGUGGUGCAGAGACUGCAGGGGGAGGGGGCCGAGGUUCAGCUGACUGGAAAGGUCUGGGACGAGGCCAAUCUGAGGGCACAAGAGUUGGCCAAGAGGGACGGCUGGGUGAAUGUCUCCCCGUUUGACCACCCCCUAAUAUGGAAAGGCCACGCCAGCCUAGUGCAGGAGCUGAAGGCAGUGCUGAGGACCCCACCAGGUGCCCUGGUGCUGGCAGUCGGGGGCGGGGGGCUCCUGGCUGGGGUGGUGGCUGGCCUGCUGGAGGUGGGCUGGCAGCAUGUACCCAUCAUUGCCAUGGAGACCCAUGGGGCACACUGCUUCAAUGCGGCCGUCAUGGCCGGCAAGCUGGUCACACUUCCAGACAUCACCAGCGUGGCCAAGAGCCUGGGUGCCAAGACGGUGGCCGCUCGGGCCCUGGAGUGCAUGCGUGUGUGCGAGAUCCACUCUGAAGUGGUGGAGGACGCCGAGGCUGUGAGCGCUGUGCAGCAGUUUCUGGAUUGUGAGCCCCAUGAGGGCUGGUGUGUCUUAGUCACUGAUGUGUCCCUAGGACCUUCCUGGCAUAGGGCAUGGCAGAUGAUGAGCGUAUGCUGGUGGAGCCUGCCUGUGGGGCAGCCUUAGCAGCCAUCUACUCAGGCCUCCUGGGGAGGCUCCAGGCCAAGGGCUGCCUGCCGCCUUCCCUGACUUCAGUUGUGGUCAUUGUGUGUGGAGGUAACAACAUCAACAGCCGAGAGCUGCAGGUUCUGAAAACCCACCUGGGCCAGGUGUGAGGGGUCCCAGCCUGGCCCCAAAGACCCCUGAGAGGCCCAUGGACACUCCUGUGGCUUGAUGAGGAGGGCUCAGUGCUGGUGGAUGGCAGUGGAAGCUGCCCUGUGCAACUGUGCUGGCUGCCUCCUGAAGGAAGCCCUCCAGGACUGCUCCUUUUGACUCUCGGACAACUCCAGCCAAUAAACACUUUCUGAGUUGA
Molecule: messenger RNA, 1810 nt
Organism: Macaca mulatta (Rhesus monkey)
Lineage: Eukaryota; Metazoa; Chordata; Mammalia; Primates; Cercopithecidae
Gene: SDSL
Product: serine dehydratase like
Biological process (GO): L-threonine catabolic process; L-serine catabolic process
Molecular function (GO): L-serine ammonia-lyase activity; pyridoxal phosphate binding; threonine deaminase activity
Source: RefSeq, a predicted model, not a curated record